AUGAAAUCUGAAAAUAUUGAUAAUUUAACUGCUAUCACACUUUUACUUUCUACAAUGAUGGGCACAGGAAUUACAUUUAUGCCUUAUGCAUUUAAUUCUGUGGGAUACAUAACAAGCUGGUUGAUUCUUUCAUGGGUGUCUUUUUGUACAUUUGUCUCUUUGUUGUGUAUUUCUUAUGUAGUUAAAAAUACGGCAGAUGCGAAUAAUACGCUUACUUACACAUCCAUCGGUAAAAGGGUAUCAAAAUAUGUACACUAUUGUGUUAAUAUUUCUAUUUUCUUUAAUUGUUUCUUUUCUAAUAUUUCAUUUUACAGAUUUCUUACUGAUAUUAUUGUUGAGGCCUUUCCUUUCUUUAAAUGGCAAUAUUUUAGAAAACUUGUAGCAUUUAUGCUGUUUCCAUUACUUUUAUAUUUCUGUCUGAAAAAAGAAAUUGUAAAUUUGAAAAAACAAUCUUGGAUUUCUACAGCAUCUGUAUCUUUUCUAGCCUUAUUAAUUGUAUUUUAUUCUUAUGCAUUUGGAUCACAGAUAUAUAAUUCUAAUCCACAGCCUUACAAUUAUGAUUUUAAAUAUGGAAUUCCUUUUUUUAUGCCGACUAUGGUCUGUCAGCCUUCUAUGGUAAAAAUAGUGCAACAGUUGCGAAAUAAAACAUGGAAAAAUAUUAUAUUUUUAUCUGCUAUGACAUCAUUAGGUGGACUUUUUAUUUAUGGUAUAGUAGGACAUUGUGGAUAUAAAGUCUUUGGAUCUAAGAUAAACAGUCAUAUAGUUAAAGAAUUCUAUACACAUAAUUCACUAAUUAAUGUUUAUAUGAGAAAUUAUACAAUAGACAGAUUCAAUCUUAUUUCUAAGUUAGCUAUAUACAGCAUGAUGUUUGUACUAGGAUCUGGAUUUCCACUACAAAUGGUUCCUGUGACUGACAUGUUUAUGCAGUUUAUUUUUAAAGAUUGUAAAAAUACUAGAAAUAGAACCUUUGUAACAGUUAUUCUUUGUACUGUUUGUUUAGGAUUUGUAUUAAUUGAAAAUCUACGAAUUAAACUUAUUAAAAGAGUUAAUGGUGCUCUUUUCUCUACUUCUGUUAGUUUAAUAUAUCCAUUCUUGUACUACAUAUCAAUGCGUAAAGGAAAAGGAAUAACAUGUAUUAUACCUAACAUGAUAUAUUGGGUUACGUGCUUAAUAAUUAUAUACAUACUUAGUACAAUAGUAAGAGAUUUGUGGAAUAAUGAUCCUCAACUUUUUAAUUAA
Messenger RNA from Vairimorpha ceranae, 1239 nucleotides. RefSeq names its product amino acid permease. Gene Ontology annotation, molecular function: amino acid transmembrane transporter activity. Bases 1 to 1239 code for a protein of 412 amino acids. The record is from RefSeq and is a predicted model, not a curated record. Gene Ontology annotation, biological process: amino acid transmembrane transport. The transcript has a single exon. Lineage: Eukaryota; Fungi; Microsporidia; Nosematidae.